Molecule: messenger RNA, 5528 nt
Organism: Bactrocera oleae (olive fruit fly)
Lineage: Eukaryota; Metazoa; Arthropoda; Insecta; Diptera; Tephritidae
Source: RefSeq, a predicted model, not a curated record
AUAAGGAUGCGUGGGCUUAUGUAGUGGCUAAUAUAUUAUAAGUUGCACAAAGUAUAGAUAUAUGUAAUGCCGUAUGCAUAUAUAGUAUUACACAAAUGUAUAUCAGCACACUAACAUCCACUUCCUUAAGCGCUUGAGACACUGCAGACUUUCAUCUGAAUUGACUUCAGCUUACAAGAGGGUUUUAGUUGCUUUACAGCCGUCGCCUGGUCAGUUCGUUCCGUUCGCGAAAAUGCCGCGACUUAUAAAUAACAUUCAACUAAUUUUAAUCCUGCAAGUAGUGCUAAACGGUAUUGCCGCCACCGAGGAUAUCACAUUGAAAUGCGAUGAAUUCGAGCGCAUGUACGAUAUGUCCACAAGUGAAGCUUAUUGCACGGUCUCCGGCUUCGUCGUGUCACACAGUCAAAUCGUUAAAAUACAAAAAUAUCCCAAAGCGAAUAAUACGAAAUUUAUGAAAUUCUACGACUCCCGUCUAUUAUACAUACCCUUUAAACUGUUCGAUGUCUUUGCCUAUCUGAAGACGCUUGACGUGUCUUUUACGGAGAUUUUGGAUGUGCCACGCAACACUUUCGGCGCAGCGAGUAAUUUGAGCAUACUCAACAUGAGCAACAACAACAUAACACAAAUAACCACAUCCGUUUUUAUGGGCGCUAGCAAUUUGAUGCGGCUCGAUCUGAGUCACAAUCGUAUUGAGUUGCUGAAUGAGAACGCCUUUAAAGGCUUAGGUAGCUUGGAUAAGUUGCAACUCUCAUAUAACUCCAUACGCAAGUUGCCGAAAGAUCUGCUGUUGGAGAAUCAGUAUUUGUCGACAAUAGCGAUUAAUAACAAUCGCUUGGAGUACAUUGAACCCGAAGUAUUCAAUCGUUUGCGACGCAUUGUUGACGUCAAUUUGUCCUACAACAAUAUCUAUCGCUUACAUCCGGAUAGCUUUCAGUCGGCAUAUGGUUUGGAGAAUCUGUUGCUGACUGCCAAUAAUUUGACGGAAUUUGAGAUGGGUAAUAAGAGCAUACUAACACAGCUACAGGUGGAUUAUAAUAAUUUAACGCGUAUUUACGUUAACGGUACAAAGCAUGUGCGUGCCGAUCACAAUCGCAUCACCGAUGUGCAAAUGAUCAAUACACUCUUCUUAGAAACAUUAAUACUCGGUUCGAAUAACCUGAGCGAUAUUAAAAAUAUCACGAAUAUCACCGGUCUGCUGCAGCUGGACUUGGCCAACAACCCCAUUGGACCGGUCAACAUUACAACGUUCGAUCGCUUGAAGCGGUUGCGUGUGCUUUCAUUGCGUGCGAUCGGAUUGCGCCAGCUCACGUUUGGCAUGCUCUCCAAGCAGGUGAAUUUAGAGACACUCGACUUGUCUUAUAAUAAUCUAACCGAAGUCAACUUGGAUAUUUUUGUGCCAUAUCUAUCCAACCUGCGUUAUCUUUAUAUCGAUGGAAAUAAUUUGACCGAAGUACAUGGUAAAGGGGGCUUCUCGUAUGUCUUUCCAAAUCUCUCCAAACUUGGCAUAUCGCGCAACCAGUUUAACUGUACCUAUUUGCAUACACUACUGGUGCCUCCGCAACUCUCCACUUCGGUGAUGCUGCACAUUGAGCCGGAGGAAAAUGCGGCCGAACGCUCACAUAUACGCGAUGUGUCUUGCGUCAGCAGUUCUAAAGUGGUGGAUAAAGCCGCGCUACAAGAGGUGGAGCAUGAACUGAACGAUAUGAACACGUUACAAAAAGUGCUUCAACAAUCGAUGAAUACAUUGCGUCUGCACGAGAAACGCCUAGAGUUGUAUUUGCUGCUGAUGAAGAUCGCUUUGCUGGCGAUGAUCGUGCUUUUGGUCGGCGUUGUGGUGGUUUACGCGUGGAAAAUCAAAAGACGGGACUAUUUCUCAAGACGGGGAGCGAGUAUUGUUUUCCAUUCCAGUGCAACGGUCAAUUCAAAUAUAGAGCAUUGUGCCGAAUGAGUGAUAUGGCAAAUGGUGCCGAAAGAAUACCAAAGAGAACUUAAAGUGAUUAUGAAAAAAUACUCUCCAUAAAUAAUGAGAAUAAAACUAGGAAUUUAAGAUAAGAAAACUUUAUUAAAAUAAAGUGUGUUACAAAGUUGUGCCGCAGUUCAAAUAAAAAAUAAAUGAUAAGGAACAAAAUAUAAAAGAAAUAUUAAAACACCCGUUAGCAUUUCUUUCGCUGUAUUUAUUAAAAGUGGUUUUGUGCUAGCAUUUCAUUCUUAACUGUAUAAUAAUUUUUCAGUUAUCGUUAUGCAAUGUAUGAAGAACUCUUUCGAAAUUUUUUUAUGUAUACCCGAUGCGAUUAUCAGAGACGAGUUUAAAAUGCUGGCGAAUAAAAUAAACGAUCUCUAAGAUAUUCAGUAUCAUGAUAGGAAUCUCUUUUCUAAAGUGUCCGUCUUUCUCGAGUGCACAAGAAAAAUAUGUAUCAUAAAAUUGAGCAAACCGAACAAAACUUCGGCGUUAACGAUUCAAAAAUCAAAACAUAUCUUGCUUUUAUAUGCUUAAUAGAUCUCUUUGGAAUUUUCGUCAUGGCGGUUUGCUUGAGCAGGGAGUGAUGUGCUAUGUAAAUCAUUAAAUUCUGAUGGUAUAGAAAAUUACUCUCCCUUUAUCUUGGACAUAUAUUACUCACUUUUUUUAACAUUUAUGCAAUAUGACAAGCAGUUUCCAAGGUUUGUAAACAUUAUAUUUACCUUUGUAAACAAGACUUUCUCGACAGAUUUCGAUAUUUAUGGGAAUUUGAUAGUCAGGAAACCUAGAAUUCUAUGUUAUUUUCUCGUCCAUGUGCCUGGGAGACAAAUCCUAUUAUGAACGCCGGAGUCAUUUUAAAAAUGAGUACGAAGACACGAAUAACGCAACCAUUAUGACAUUGUGAUUACUCGUGAUUUCUAUGAAAUAUAUUUAGAAUCAUUUCAACUAUGCAGUGAAUAAUAGAAAAUUUAUUGUCGAGGUUGGGAGUUAAUUGAAUUGAGGUCAACUUGAUAAAACUUAGUAAAUAUGCUCUUUAGCAAUCCAAGAAUGUAAUACGUAUUAGGUCGGUAUACCAUAUUAUGCAUAUUAAAAUUGAUAUCAACAAAGAUAAGCAUACUCUUACGUAAACUAUCUGAAAAAUGUAUCGUACUAUAGAUUAAAUCUUAUAAAUCAUAUACCAAAAUUUUUAGUUGAUAUCUCAAAUAAUUUUUGAGUUACAGCCAUUAAAACUGUAGGCGCUCAGUUCAGCUGAUUGAAUAUUUAAACGCGUUUUUCAAAUUUGCUUGAUUUAUUACCCGGACAAAAUCCGACCGCUAUCAAAUUUUUCUCGCAAUGCGUAUAUAGUUCUCCCUACCUUGACUUAGCAGUUUUCUGACUAAAAUUUUGGGUGAAACUCAACUUUUUUUAAACGCCGGCAUUCUGUGAAUUUUUGAUUUGUUUUCUAUUGUAAGUAAGUGUACAGACAUUACCUUUCAGCAAAGGACAUUUUUAAGUUCAUCCACGUAGAAGGCCGGAAUUGCUGCAUCAGGAUCUUUUUUAAGCGCUGUCGAAGAUCGAUUUAGUACAUUUUGUUUACGUUCCCAAAUUUCGCCUUUUUUGGACCACGUGUGCUCCUUAAGAUAGUAUACACAAAUUCUUGUCCGAUCAGUUAACACGGUUCCGCUCGGACUAUAAAUUAGUAAUACUUGUAAAUAUAUAAAUACGGAUAUGCAAAGACUUUUUAUUGCUUGAAAUUCGAUGUAGCACAUAUAUUGAGAAGUUCAAGUUGUGAAAUGACUGGAAUCGAACCCAUAUUUUUCGCAGUUAAGUUUCAGAAUUUUGAGCGGCGCGAGUUUUGGUGUUUUGAAAAAUAAAGUGCGUGAAAUUUGACGUUGUGUGUUAAUGGAACAACAUUUUUGAAAAACAAAACAAACAAAAUUAUUUUUAAACGUCUUUUCAACCUACGUGACACAUAUUUUACAUACAUCAUGUUGGUGCUAUGUAUCUAGGAUAGUAAGCCACAGUUUCUCCAACGUGUUUAGUAUAUCUUAUUGUAUACCUUUCCUUAAUGGUUGAACAACAGAUGUUCUCUGUCUCUUUAUUAAUACUCAAUGCAAUUUUAAUUUGAACAUUUUGUUUACUUUUGAAUACAUUCGAUUGAUCAACGAUGUUCACCGAUGUGGAUGUGUCAACAAUUUGCAACCAUUUCUGCGAUAUUACUUCGAACUUAUUCUUGCUUUUGCUAUACUUUCAGUACGUGUUUGCAAUAAUAUCCGCUAACAGCUGGAAAUAUUCGACUUUGAAACGGCAACAGUAAGCAAUGGACGGUAGCAACCACAUACAUCACGCCCUCCGCCUGCUCAGACCCCUUCGGUUUGUUAUAAAUCAGUCAGUAAUGCUAUCAAUCUGCUCGGUACUCAUAGUUGACCGACAAUUUGUAUUUGCAAACACGUACGCCGGUUAAACACACCGCUGAGCCUUGACUGGCGCUCAAUCCAUACUUCGUCCCACCUCGGCCGCAGGGCAUAAUGGGUACUCUUAUUUCGGCUGUAACAUAUGUGUGCAUGAUAAUUUUUGGCAAACAAACUGGCUUUUUGGUUCAGUGCUCUGUUCUGUAGAACAACAGAGGUUGAGACAUGUGGUGGAAGGCAACUGAAACGAUUCGCGAAAUGAGCGACAAGUAGAAAUGCAAAAUAAACCAAUGUCGUUGGCUGCAACGCCUUUAUUAACACAAUUGAAAUUAAAAGUGUACUAAAUACUAUUACGACUGUAUGCUUAAUGUUACCAGAUCUACAUACACAUAUAGGUAUAUUAAAAAAUUUUAUAAAACAAAGCAUAAAAUUUAAAUAUUUUGGCGGACAGAUGGAUAAUGCUCAAUGCAUUUACUGACAGGCGUUGACAUUACUGCUAAAAUAUGCUUGGUCUGGUAUAUAAGCUAGCUACAUUUUUUUGUAGGAAUCGUAGUACAACUUCAGCACUUCGCUAGUUAGCAACUUCGCAGCAAAACAAACAACAAUCAAAAUGUUCAAAUCGUGUGUUCUUUUCGCCGUCCUCGCUUUGGUCGCCUGCGCUUCAGCUAAGCCCGCCGUCGUCACUUAUAGCGCUCCAGGUGUGGUGACCGCUCAGAGCUCGCAGUACAUCGCACGCAAUUACAAUGGUGUUGCUGCUGCCCCUGUCGUCGCCGCUGCUUACACCGCACCCGCAGUAGCUGCCGCUCCCGUGGCCGCCGCAUACAGUGCCCCAGUAGCCGCUGCUUACACCGCCCCCGUUGCCGCUGCUUACAGCGCCCCAUUUGCUGCCGCUUACAGUGCCCCCGUUGCUGCUGCUUACAGCGCUCCAGUCGCUUCGUACGCAUCUUACUACCCCUACAUCGGCGCUUACACUGUAGCAUACUAAAUGGUGGAUAGAAUGCGAAAAGUAAAUCCGUAAUGCGACUCAGGGCUAAAACGUAAUGGGCAUAAGAGGAAUAAGGCAGCUAAAUUGGACUCUUGGAAUAAGUACGGCUUGCAAAUGUUUGCACAGUUUGUGAUCAUUUUUCAGAUUUGACUAAUCUAAAUGGAAUAAUAUAUAUCUUCCAAAAUUUUCAAUCAAA